AUGGCAGAUAAAAUCAAGGUCAAGUCUAAUUUUGACAUGAAGGGUAACUAUGAACCUUCCGAUUCAGAAGAUGAAUAUACACCUAAAGAGAGAAGAUUACUGGAGAAGGUGCGAAAGAGAAAACAUGAUGACUCAGAGAGUGAAGAAGAAAUGUAUGCUUUUUCUGAAUCUGGUGACUCUGACAAUGAAAAGGAUGAUUUAGGAAUAGCAGAUAGUGAUGUAGAAGGACAAGAACAAUCUGAUGAUGAUUUACCUGAUUCAAAAGCUUGGGGCAAAAAGAAAAGAUCAUAUUAUGCAACUGAUUAUGUUGAUGAGGACUAUGGAGGUUUUGACAGAAUAUUACUUGCUGUCAGAAAUAACUUGGAGUUGCAUGUAACUGAAAUAAGGAACCAAAAGAAUGACAAGAAACGUAAAUCAGGAAGAGCAUCUCCAGAGUCUAAACCCAAGAAAUUGAAACUUCUAAAUGCAAUUGAAAAGGAUGAAGGUGAAGAUACUGGUGUUUCUGAUGAUGAAGAUCAAUAUGAAGGAAAUGAUUUAUUAAAAACCAACCAAGAUAUUGAUGUUCAAAGAAACAAUGAUGAAUCUGAAGAGAGUGGAUUCUCUGACAAUGAUGUUUCUCCUAAUGAAAUUGAGACUGAAGACAAUAAACCUUCUACCUCAUCACAAGAUAUAGUACCCGAAGAUGUUGGGGAAAAACGUGAAAUUACAUAUCAAAUUGCUAAAAACAAAGGCUUAACACCUCAUAGAAAGAAAGAUCAAAGAAACCCUAGAGUUAAACAUAAGCUUAAAUAUAGGAAGGCUAAGAUAAGGAGGAAGGGAGCCGUACGUGAACCCAGGACAGAGAUUACAAGAUAUGCUGGGGAAGCAUCAGGAAUAAAAGCCAAUGUUAAAAAGAGCAUUAAAAUUAAGUGA
This is a messenger RNA of Spodoptera exigua (beet armyworm), 912 nucleotides long. The record is from the annotation of a GenBank genome assembly. Lineage: Eukaryota; Metazoa; Arthropoda; Insecta; Lepidoptera; Noctuidae.